This is a messenger RNA of Trichoderma citrinoviride, 4440 nucleotides long. RefSeq lists its product as hypothetical. The record is from RefSeq and is a predicted model, not a curated record. The coding region runs from base 1 to 4440 and encodes 1479 amino acids. The transcript has 4 exons. NCBI's taxonomy places the organism in Eukaryota, Fungi, Ascomycota, Sordariomycetes, Hypocreales, Hypocreaceae. Gene Ontology annotation, molecular function: phosphatase regulator activity; enzyme inhibitor activity. Gene Ontology annotation, cellular component: cytoplasm.
AUGCCGCGUAGAACCACUUCUAAGAAGUCCAGAUCCUCCAAGAAAAAAGCCCCAGAGGAAGAGUUCUGGGAGAUUACGGGAAUUCUUGCUGAAAGGACCGACAAGGGUUUCGUCGAAUACCUCGUCAAGUGGAAGGACGACCCCAAGACCGGAAAGGAGUAUCCUCCUGAGUGGAGUAGAGAGGUAACAUCUGCGGCCAAAGAGGAAUGGGAGAACAUAAAGGCUGAGAAGCGUCUCCAAGAAGACCAGCAGCAGAGGCAGCAGCAGCUUGAGCUACAGGCUGAACACCAAGCUGAGCCGGGACCAGCGCCGGGCCCGGAAUUAGACACCCAGAAACUGCUGCAAGAGCAGCAACAGCAAGAGCAGCAGUCGGAAGAGCAGCAGUCGGGACCGCCAGACCACGACGAGCAGCAGGCAGACCAGAAGGAGUCCUCCUCGGAUUCAGACAGUGACGAUAGUCAGCCGCCGCGGCCUGCUCAUCGGCGACGCAUAAACCAAGGUCAGAAGAAGCGUCCGCGCUCAAACUCAUUGAGCUCGGCAUCUUCGAAUUGCUCCCUUGCUCCGCCACGUAAAGUUCUCAGAAGCGACACGGGCGGGUCUCUUGAGCCUCCAGUAUCUCUUGUGUCCUCACCUUCGAUCCCUUCGCCGUCUGAAGUCUCGGAGCUACCUGAAGCAGUCGCCUUGGACCUACCUGACGUCGUCGUCUCGGAUCUGCAUGACGGAGUCGUCUCUGAGCUGCCUGACGAAGUCGUCUCGAAACGCAAUUCGCCAGAGAGGUCUCGGUCUAUGGUAGUGGCGAUUCCCGAGCCUGCGAAUAUCAAUCGAGCUGAUUAUCUGAGCAUCUUUGGUUCGCAAUCGAGCGGCAAUUCCACGCAGCCGGUAGCCGAACGCGACAGUCAGGACAGCCUCUUCUCCAUUGCGCAGAGCAGCCAAGCCCCAGCGAGCCAGGGGAUUGAGAGCCAAGAAACUGUUGGUCAAGGGACUGUGCCGGACUCCCAGGAGACAUCGGAUCGAUCUUGGACUCAAGCUCAGAUCGACGUAUUGCCUUCAUCUUGCAGGCUGACUGAUCCCCAGCCCCCAGGCAGCGUACCAGACUCCAGCUCUCGCGUCAUUCCGGAUUCUCUCGAGGGUCCCUCGACAGCAGCGACACAUCAGUCCAGGGCCACUCAAGACCGACAGGCAUCAUCACCGUCAAAGUCUCUCAACGCACCCGAGGCCCCCGUUCAAGAGUCUCAUGAAACUGGCAGCCCUGACAUUCCAUCACGCCAGCCCGACGAGCUGAGAGACGCCACAGGCCCCCGCAGCCCUGCUCUGUCCGAGUCGGUGUCGCACAGCACGCCUGCCUCCCGCGUGCCACAGCCUCCGGGUUCCUCAAGCUCGGCAGAGGCCAUACUUACGCAAUCGGACGCGAGCCCGAGGUUUCUUACUCAGCCGCCCUUUUCGCUCCUCCUGGAGCCUCCGCAGAGCUCUGUUCAUAGUCGAAUCUUUGAAUCGCCUGCUCAUCCUGUUGCCGAGGUUGUUUCCACCACCGCCUCUGGCCCUUCAUCUGCUUCAGACCCAGGAGCUUCUCAGGCUGCUCAGAUUGUUGCUCGCGACUUCGAGCCACUAUCCCAACAUCUUGCAGAAAGCUCGUCCCCGUCCGAGUCUGAACAGAUCCGCCAUCAACUGGAGGCUGUCGCUGUUCCAUCACAGCCCACAGCGCCAGCAGGUGUCGCAAGGCAUCAAACAACAGCUGCAACACCGCCAACGAAGCAAUCAACCCCCCUCAGUUCUUACAAACGUCGCAGAAUGGAAAACGAAACUCCAGAGCAAGCUGCCGCAAGGCGGCAUUCGGCGCUGGACGCAGAGCUCUCAGGGAUAUUCCGCUGGGACGAUGAUGACGACGAGAAAGCUGCCUCGGCUCAUGUUGCCAGUCAGCCGGUGUCCCAGCAGACACAGCACGAUCAGGCUUCGGUCCACGAAAACGUCGAGCACGUUGCGCCGGCAGAGGAAGGAAGCGCGCCUCACGCCCACACCGAGCUGCCUCUGCUAACAACCGAUAUGCACCAUGCCGUCGUCGAUUUGCCCAGCAGCCAGGGCAGGGAUUCUCCCGAGCACGCGAGACCAGCAACAGCUCAUGCGGCUGUGGUACCUGAAAUUGAGGGUGUCGCCACAUUAGAUACAGCAGCCGAACCACAAGCCCCAACUCCACAGAAGCCGGUCGCCGCAGAGUUGGCCGAUAUUUUCGGUUCAGCUUUCGUCGGGGCGGACUUGGAGCUACCCCCUACAACUGCCCCUGAAUUCAUACAUGCAGAACAAUCUACAGUCUCCCUUGCCGACAUCAGCCGCCAACCAGAACCAGCAUACAGAGACAUUCCUUUGGUGUCUUUCGUAAACCCGGAGGAGACUCUAAUGCAGGAAUCGUUCACGGACACUGCUCCCUCUGAGCCGGUUCAAGCUGAACACAGCCCCAGUGAGUCAUCGGCAUCUUUCGCAGGACCACCAUCAGCAAUCAAGGAGCAUAUCGUGACUCUCCCUUACCAAGCAAGCCUGCGUGAGAAGUACGACAGUAUCAUUGUCGCAUACAAGAACUCGAUCAAGGCGUUCAACAGGUCAUUCAGCGACGAGGACUACUCGGAGCCUGACCUAUCUUUAGUUGCCCGCAUUGACGAGCUUUUCAACGAUUUAUUGAACUUGUGCGAUUAUCCGGGGGAUGCGGUGGGCAGCGACCUGGAAAAACUGUCUCCGGAUGAUCAGGCUAAGUAUUGCUGCGAUGCGAACCCAAAGUUCAACUUCCUACGUGAACUAUUGAGAGGCGUCGAGAAUCAUCUAAACAUUUUGAUCGUCGCUCGCUCACCAGACCUCCUCCGUCUCCUAUGCCAUCUGGCAUGGGCUCUCAAGAUGCCGUUUAGUUGCAAGGCUACUGGCCACGUCGAUCCUGGUGGUUCAGGCCCCAAGAUGGUCCUCGCACUGCCGACGGAGUUUGUCGACCCCCAAAAAUUUGAUGUCGUGAUCGGAUACGACCAUUCCUUUAGACACUCUUCCAUCGCACGGGGACUAUCAACUCACUCUGGUGGCAGCAGGCAUCCGCUCGUUUUGGUGUUGGUUACGACCCAUUCGAUUGAGCAUAUUGACCUUCAUAUACCGGAGGAUUUGACCCUGUUGGAGCGGAAGAGCGUCCUGAUCUCCGGGAUUGUGCGCGCUCGAGACCUUGUGGAAAGGCCUGAUCCCAACCACCCUGAGCCACAUGAGAUUGCUGCUCAAAUCAUCGAGUUCCUCUCGAGCGAUGAAGAGCCGUUUCUGUUUGAACCGACCCCCCUCCCGGAGAAUAUUCUCGACGUCUACGUGCACUCUCAAUCGCGGUCACAAUUGCCAAGUGUCGUCCAACGCGACCCGGAAACUGGCCGCAAGCGCAAGCAUAACGAGUCGGAUGAGUUUGAGAGCAAGCGGCCACGAGUGCUUUCUGCUGAUGAGGCAGUAUCAGCUAUUGGAACAGGUUUGCCUCCAGUAUCCGACGAAGUCAAGGCGCUGUUGAAAUAUGCCACACCGAGGGGAGACACCUCUCGACCACAGGUGUUGAUCAACGUACCACAUACCGCGUUGCAGGUAUUGGCUGAAAAGUUUUCGGAUUACGAGCACCGCCUAGAAGCUUCCAAUCGUGAUGCAGAAUAUCGAGCUGUCAUCACAAGCCUUGAGAAGCGGGUCAAGGAGUACGAGAGAUCAAUGCACAAGAUCUAUGAGACCGACCGUGCUGCGCUCCAAGACCGCUCUCGGUUCGAAAGCGAGAAGCGUAAAAUAGAGGUUGCCAUGCAAUCUGCCGCGGAACAGGCAGAGAGAGAAGCCGAAAAAGCGAGGAAGAAGAUUGCAGAGCUGGAAGCCACUGUGGCGCGGCUGACGCAAGAUCCGAAUGCCUCCGAUCCGCAGGAUACACCUCUGGCAAGAUCCGAGAAGCUUUUGCAGGAAGCGCAGGCUAAGAUUGUUAUGCUCGAGAAGCGGUUGGAGAAUGCCCAUCGAGAGGCAGACUAUAUCCGGUCGACGUACCAGGACGCUUCGUCGAGGGCAUCGGAACUGCAGUCGGAAAACAACCAACUCAGAAGACAAAACGAAGACCUCAGCGAGAAGGCUGCUGAAAAUUCGGUUCGAAUCCAUGAGAUCCAGGAGAGCAAUACUGCGCAUAUCUAUCUCCAGCAGAUUGCAGAACUCAAGGCUCAGAUCCAAAGCAGAGAUAUGGAGCUCGAGCGUGCUCGUGAAGAGCUUCGUCAGCUUAAGAACGGACGGCGAGAGACCCGACAGUCUAGCGUACCACGGAGUCCACGCAUGGGCAUGAUGAGCCCGCGAACCAUUGCCCGAGGGUACGGGGCCCCAUCUAGCAGGGGGGCCAGUCCUGCUGCGGGCGGCGAGGGAAUGCAGUUUUAUGGGCAGCAGCCGGGAAAUGGUCGAUGGGAUCAUUUGAGGGGAUGA